CUCUGCCACGGCUGGUAAUUUCGCAACGUGCAUUAACGUGACGUGUGCAUGUGUUACAGAAAAAACAUUCUUAUCAAAAGCUAUUCUGCACAGCUGUCACAUCAGCUGUCACUGUCAGCGUUGACAUCGAGAUGAGCGCUACAAUUUCAGUUUUAGGUGCAUCCAUUUUAGCCCUACUGUUGGCUGGUUACCUUGGGCAGCAGUAUCUACCACCUCCUAAGCCAAGGAUUGUGGGCAUAGAUCUCGGCACAACCUAUUCCUGCAUUGGAGUGUAUCACGCUGUAACUGGUGAAGUCCAGGUGAUUGGUGCAGACCAGCAUGACACCAUCCCAUCCAUGGUGGCCAUCACUCCAGAGGGAACUGACAUCGUUGGCUAUGAUGCCUUAUGCCAAGCAGAACAAAAUGUUGUCAACACCAUAUAUGAUGCCAAACGGUUCAUCGGUAAAAAGUUCAGCCCAGAAGGAUUAAAGACAGAGGCUGCUAGAUAUCCCUUCAAGGUUAUUUUAGAAAACGAAAUGGCCAAAUUUGAAGUCAACUCGCAGGCUCUUACCCCGGAGGACAUAGGGUCACGCAUCUUGUUAUAUCUCAAGAAAACAGCAGAGCAGCAUCUUGGGUUCAGAGUGGACAAGGUGGUCAUGUCCGUGCCAGCCGACUUUGACGAGCUUCAAAGGAACUACACCAGGGCAGCAGCUCGUCUGGCUGGUCUUGAAGUCAUGCGGAUUAUUAACGAACCAACAGCAGCAGCCAUGGCAUAUGGACUGCAUAACCAGAAGGAUGCCUCGGAAAUCAUCGUGGUGGAUAUGGGAGGAGGAACAUUGGACGUCUCUUUACUCAGUGUAUAUGGUGGAAUGUUCCAGACAUUAGCCAUGGCAGGUAACAAUCAUCUGGGAGGACAAGAUAUCAACUAUCGCCUCAUGCAGUACUUCUCAGAUAUGAUUGCUAGGAGAUACGGGCAACCGGAACUGAGUGCAAGGGAUUUGCAGCGAUUACGACUUGCAGUUGAAGACGUCAAGCUCAACCUGACAAGCCACAAUUCCUCAAUGCUGCAGUUACCGUUACCUUCCAUAGGAGAUGAUGUGAUUUUCACAGAGAAACUCACCAGAAAGAAAUUUGAAGUCUUAAAUGAAGACCUUUUUCAGAAGGUGCUGCAACCAAUCCGACUGGUUCUAGAUGAGGUGGAGAUGACUCCUGCCGAUAUAGAUGAGGUAGUCCUCGUGGGUGGAUCCACAAGGAUUCCCCGAGUUCGCCAAGUUGUAGCGGAUUUUUUCAGUAAGGCUCCCAAUGUAGAAGUUGAUCCGGAGUUAGCUGUAGUGUAUGGGGUUGCAAUUCAAGCGGGGAUCAUAGGUGGUAUGUGGCCAUUGCAAGUCAGUGCAAUUGAGAUACACAAUCGUAAAAUCAGAAAGAUUCAGGUCAAAUAGUGGACCUGAUAUCAAGUUCUUAUAUUUGGGUGUUGUCCUGAAAACUCUCUGCCUACAGAUUUUGGCACGGCAUAGGAUACUUUGUGCGUUCAUCAUAAUAGACCCCUCUCAUAGACAGCCAUCUUUGUAGGCAUAUUGCAACUGCGUAUUCAACGACAUCAGGUGCGUAUACACGCAGUGUGCAAAAUGAUCUAAACGCGUGUAUGUUGCUCUAAAUUUCUUCGAAACACGGCGCAGCCGAUGAGCAUCAAAUUGGACUCCCAAAAUGCUGAUGGCAAUGUGUAUGCAGUGACGUCAUUUGAGAGAGAUCUAUUACAGUUAGUUGCCUGAUGGUCGCAUUAUAAGGAAAAAUUGGAAAGGAAUUUGUGCAAAGCCUAUUGCCUACUACAUGUACUAUCAACAAUGAAAAUAAUGGAUUUUUAAAGUGCAAUAUCAUUCGUUGAAAUUCUGUCGCGUAUGAAUAUAAAGUUUACCACAUUUGGAGGAAAGCAACCGUUAGCUGUGUACUAUGCAAGCCAUAAAUAAUACAGGUUGUUGAAUCGUGCAUAAAAUCAAUGUCUUUUGUGUGUUUUUCUUUCAUGAAAAGCUUUAUUUUUUAGCCACCACGAGUGGUUAACCCUGCUUGGGCUAACAAUAAGAUU
This is a messenger RNA of Patiria miniata (bat star), 2059 nucleotides long. RefSeq names its product heat shock 70 kDa protein 13-like. The transcript is spliced from 6 exons. Gene Ontology annotation, biological process: cellular response to unfolded protein; vesicle-mediated transport; protein refolding. Gene Ontology annotation, molecular function: heat shock protein binding; misfolded protein binding; ATP-dependent protein folding chaperone. Gene Ontology annotation, cellular component: nucleus; cytoplasm; plasma membrane. NCBI's taxonomy places the organism in Eukaryota, Metazoa, Echinodermata, Asteroidea, Valvatida, Asterinidae. Bases 132 to 1418 code for a protein of 428 amino acids. The record is from RefSeq and is a predicted model, not a curated record.